AUCCCUGGACCCCCCAUGGCUGUCUCUGGGAAGGGGUAUACGACGUCUGUGGUGGGAGCGCCGAGAGAGGUUCCUCUUUUCACGCCGACAGGUCUCACGGUUGGUACUGAAGGAGGAAGAGUCGACUUGGAGAAUAACAUCAUACAGGGAUAUAUCCCGCCGAUAGUUUCGAUUCUGCUGCAAGGAACUGGAAUAAUAAAAAUGUCAAAAAUAAUCGAGUGUGUGCCCAAUUUUUCGGAGGGACGUAACAAAGAGGUCAUCGAUGCCAUCGCUGACGCUGUUCGUAACACCCUUGGCGUGACCUUGUUGGAUGUUGACCCUGGGGCAUCAACAAAUCGUACAGUCUACACCUUUGUUGGAGAUCCAAUCAGUGUUGUAGAGGGAGCCCUUAACGCUGCUAAAGUUGCCUUCAGACUUAUUGACAUGACAAAGCACAAAGGUGAGCAUCCGAGGAUGGGAGCCCUUGACGUCUGCCCUUUCAUCCCCGUCCGAGGGGUGACGGUUGAAGACUGCGUUGAAGUUUCUAAAACCUUCGGAGCCCGAAUGGCGAAAGAGGUCGGGGUUCCCGUCUUUCUUUACGGUGCCGCUGCUACCCAGGAAUACCGGAAAACUAUGCCCCAAAUAAGAGCUGGGGAAUAUGAAGGACUGAAGGAAAAGCUACAAAAACCAGAAUGGGCUCCAGAUUUCGGCACCAGAGAUUUUGUUCCCAGCUGGGGGGCCACUGUGACGGGCGUUCGGAAAUUCCUUAUAGCCUACAACAUCAACCUUCUGUCCACAAAGGAACAAGCUCACAGGAUUGCACUCAAUCUCCGUGAGCAGGGCAGAGGAGCUGACCAACCAGGACGUCUCAAAUGUUGCCAAGGAAUUGGGUGGUACCUCGAAGAAAAAAAUAUUGCGCAGAUAAGCAUGAACUUGACAGAUUAUGAAGUGACACCCAUCCACGUCGCAUACGAGGAGGCUAAGAAAGACGCAGAAGAGAUGAAACUAGCGGUCACUGGAUCCGAAAUUGUAGGGCUGGUGCCUCUCGCAUCAAUACUCCAAGCUGCGGAAUAUUACAUUCAAAAGGAAGGCCUCUUUAUCCUUGACGAAGACCAGAAGGUCCAUCUCGCUAUAAAUCGACUUGGCCUUACAACUAUUUCCUCUUUCAAUCCGAAGGAACGCAUUAUCGAAUACUGCCUUCAGAAGAGUGGUGACCAGCAACUGUCCCAGGGAACUGUUGAGCAGUUUAUCCGGGGUAUAGCAGCUCGCACGCCAGCUCCUGGAGGCGGCUCUGUUGCUGCAACAGUUGCCGCAAUGGGUGCAGCUCUUGGCGCCAUGGUGGGACAGUUGACGUACGGCAAGCGCCAAUGGGAACAUCUGGAUGCAACUAUGAGGAGACUGAUCCCUCCUCUUCACAAUACUGCCACGUCUCUUAUCCCAGCCAUCGAUGCAGAUACUGACGCCUUUAAUAAUUACAUGGCUGCAAUGAAAUUACCUCAGAAGACUGAAGCUGAGAAAGCUGCCAGAGAGGCAGCGAUGUCAGCGGCAACGGAUAGGACCAUCCAAGUGCCCCUCUCGCUCAUGAAGAACAUCAACCACCUAACAUGGGAGGCUCUCGUUGAAAUGGCUGCUGUCGGCAAUAUUAACUGCAAAUCCGAUCUUCAGGUCGGUGCACGAUGCCUGGAGGCAGGGGCAUGGGGAGCUUACUACAACGUCUUGAUAAAUCUUGACAACCUAAGUGGGGGGUCAGCCAAAGCUAAAUAUUUGCAAGAAGCAAAUGAUCAACUGGAGAAAGCCAGAAAAGGGUGUGCAUCAGUUUUAGAUGCUGUGGACAAAAGGAAAGACAAAUAGUUCAUUUGAUUACAUACCACAAUAACAAAAUGCUCAAGCUCAUCCAUGAAAAAAAAGAUCUUUCAUUUCACCUAUCAUUAUGCAUAAGGGGAAUACUCGGAAAUCUGAAAAGCCUUACAUAUACUUUAUAAAAUGGGUGCGCAGAGCAUGUACACUGGUAAAGGUUGAGAAUGUCUCCUUUUGUGGUGAAGCAACUAAGUUACACUUUCUUUGGUAGCACAUGAUGUAUACCUCCAUAUAACAAAUAAAGAAGCAAUCACCAUAAAAAAAAAAUGCCUCUACCUCUACUAGGGGGCCAUCUUGAAGAAACUACCUCCUGAAGCAGUUCGCUUCGUUAAGACUUUGUUU
This is a messenger RNA of Macrobrachium nipponense, 2178 nucleotides long. RefSeq names its product formimidoyltransferase-cyclodeaminase-like. Bases 16 to 1830 code for a protein of 604 amino acids. The transcript has 10 exons. Gene Ontology annotation, molecular function: folic acid binding; transferase activity. Lineage: Eukaryota; Metazoa; Arthropoda; Malacostraca; Decapoda; Palaemonidae. The record is from RefSeq and is a predicted model, not a curated record.